Molecule: messenger RNA, 516 nt
Organism: Helobdella robusta
Lineage: Eukaryota; Metazoa; Annelida; Clitellata; Rhynchobdellida; Glossiphoniidae
Exons: 3
Coding region: 1-516 (171 amino acids)
Source: RefSeq, a predicted model, not a curated record
AUGAUGUAUGCGAUCACAUGCGUUCUGUUGUUGUGUAUCUCAGCAGCCAGCCUGGCAGAAGUACUCAGCGAGGAGGAGAAGAUGCAAAUUUUGGAGAACCACAACUUGCUGAGAGCCAACGAAGGAGCGAGCAACAUGAUGAAACUGAAAUGGAGCGACCAACUGGCCGGCUACGCGACGUUGUGGGCGGACAGGUGCGACUUCUCCCACGGCCAGCCAGUGGAAGCUACCUCUGCCGGACACAUCGGACAAAACUUGUACAUCUCUUCAUUACUCCAAUGGAACAUUGGCAAGGCAGUCUUGAACUGGUUCAAAGAGAAAGAUGCAUACAACAUCAGCCUGAAUGCUUGCCAGCCGGACAAGGUGUGCGGACAUUACACCCAGCCCAGAAUGUGUAAGUCCUCCGAAAAUGUAAAAAUUAUCUUUGAGGAAAUGUGCAACAACUUGUGUACGUUUAAAAACUCGUACAUGAUGAACAUCUUUCGCCUUCCUGAUAAAUCACCUGCAUCAAUCUGA